Molecule: messenger RNA, 1930 nt
Organism: Eruca vesicaria subsp. sativa (arugula)
Lineage: Eukaryota; Viridiplantae; Streptophyta; Magnoliopsida; Brassicales; Brassicaceae
Source: the annotation of a GenBank genome assembly
CAACAAACAAAAAAGAAACCACCGGUUCACGUAAAGUCUCGUAUAUUUUAAAAAACAAUUAAAUAAAAUAACAAAAAGAAGAAGGUGGCAAAAACAAAAAGAGACGCAAAGGAAAUUAUUAUAAAUCUGAGAAAAAAAACACCAUCUCUUGGAAACUCGAAAGAAGAAGAGCCCCAAAUGCAAAGCUAUCAUCAUCACAAUCAAAGCAGAAGGAGUCUCAGCAGCCGCCUAAUUCAACGGUCCAGAUUCAUCAUCCCUUGUUUCUCAUCGCCACUCUCUCUCUUCGUCGUCCUCGCCGCUGUUCCUUUCCCGAUCUACUUUUCCGGUCUCCUCUCGUCUUUCUCCGGGAGAAACAACAAGGCGGCUUCAGUUAUGAGAGUGAACUCGACGAACAUAAUAGGAGGUUCGACGACGAAUAUAACGUGUACUACUUUCAACGUCUUGGCUCCCAUUUACAAACGUGUUGAUCAACAGAAUCAGAGCAUUCGUGAGAGUGAUUUUCGCGCGCUUUGGUUUACUCGGAACCAGAAGAUUUUAGAUUUAUUACUCCAUCAACGAUCCUCUGUAAUUUCUCUCCAGGAAGUUUGGGUUGGGAAUGAGGAAUUGGUGAACAUGUACCAUGACCGUCUUGCCUCUGCUGGCUACACUACUUUCCAGCUUGCUCGAACUAACGCUCGUGGUGAUGGUCUUUUAACUGCCAUCCAUAAGGACUACUUUCAACUUGUUAAUUACCGGGAGCUGCUUUUUAAUGAUUUUGGAGACCGUGUUGCUCAGCUCUUACAUGUCAAAUCUAUUCUUCCUUUCCCGCUUAAUGAGAAUCAACAUGUUCAACAAGAGGCUCUUAUUGUCAACACUCAUCUCUUGUUCCCACAUGAUUCCAGUUUGUCUAUUGCUAGAUUGCAUCAGGUUUACAAAAUUCUCGAAUAUCUGGAAGCUUACCAAAAGGAAAAUAAACUUACCCACAUGCCCAUUAUCCUCUGCGGUGACUGGAAUGGAAGCAAGCGUGGGCAUGUAUACAAAUUCUUGAGAUCUCAAGGGUUCAUAUCAUCAUAUGAUGUUGCUCAUCAGUAUACGGACAGUGAUGCUCAUAGGUGGGUUAGCCAUAGAAACCACAGGGGAAACAUAUGCGGAGUUGAUUUCAUAUGGCUCUGUAAUCCUACUAGCAGCAAUUCAAAAAAACCAUUGAGAACAAGUUGGGUUGAAGCUGUUUUCAGCAUUAUCAAGUAUCAAGUCCAGAAAGCUUCCAUAGCUGAAGACAAGGCCUUUGCUUUUCUUGGGGAAAAUAAUCACAGUGAUUCAUUAACGUACUCUGGCUUUUGCCAAGCACUUCAAAAGGUAAAUCUAACGGGUAUGCCACAUGGACUUAGCUUCCAAGAGACAAAAGAGCUGUGGGAUCGAGCUGAUGUUGAUGGAAAUGGUGUCUUCGACUAUGAAGAACUUAAGGUAACCAAUUGUUGCAAAAUGAAAAUCUCUAACCGAUUAAAUGUUUCUUUGCUUAAAACGUCUGUGGUUAUGUUUCGUCAGAAAAUGUGGAACAUGACAGUGAAGGUUCAAUCUGAAAACUGCAAAGAGAGCAUGAUGGAGAGUAAGAAAGAAGAAGGAGAAGAUAAGGAAGACGAAGCUAUAGGACUGAAAGUGAAGAAAGCGGUUUUGUUUCCGGAAGAAGCAGAGAAAGGAAUGUGGCCGGAGAAUUACAAUCUCUCCGAUCACGCUUGUCUCACCGUACAAUUCUCACCGGUCAAAGUUCUCUGUAGUUAAGCUUUGUUUGGCUCUUGUACAUGUAAAAGAAGCACUGUGAUUUGAGAUAAAAAGUUUGUAUAGUUUUUGAGAGAAGAUUUUGAAAAUUUUGUAAUAGCAUUCACUCUGUUUUCAGACAAAAUUAAAGAGUUUGCGUUUUGAUUGAAUCAACUCUUCAUUGAACUAAAAUAGA